UUUCAGAUUGUGUUUAGAUUGAGGGUGUAUGUGCAUUUGCUUAUGAAAAAUUUGCUGAGGCUCAUUUUAAAUUCUUCUGUAGAAUUUGAAGUUCCAGUUACUUUUGCUGAAGAAUCCUUGGAAUUUGUUAGCAGUAUGUCUGAAUCAGAUGUCCAUGAAAAGGUCUCCUCUUCAGCUUCAGGAGAUAAACCAUAUGAAGAUGGACAAAACUUUCAAGAUUUAGCACCAGAAGGUGAUGAGGAAUUAAGGGAUCCAGGAGGAGCUGCAUCAAGUUCCAGUGGCAAUGAAAACUCUGUGUCUCCAGCAUCAGUUCAAACGGUUGCUGAUCCCAUUUCAUCCAUCUUAGCUGAAGUGCAUCAUGUCUGUCAGGAUAUCAAAUCUUACAUAUUGGGGCGCCAACUGCAGAGCACGAACCAAGAGUUGCAGGGAGGCAGUGGAACUACUGAUAAGUUGCCUUCAUCUACUAAUUCUUCUGUUUGUGCUUGUGGUGGUGCUGACUGCAUUGAAGCUCACAACAUUCGGGAAUGGCUUCAGACAUCAAAAUGGGACAAUGUGUUGCAGAAACUUGUUCUUACGCUUGGAGUGACUUGUUUGGGACUUGGUCACGCUUAUAAGGAUAAUGGCGAGUUACUUCAGGCUUUGAAGGUUAUAGAAUCGGCAUGUUAUAUUUCUGCAUCAAUGCCUCAGCAUCUUGAAGACACAAAGUUCAUUUCCCCAAUGGUCAGUGAAAGUAAUGAAAAGACAAUACCAUACAGUGUUGGUGCGAAAGAUGAUAAAUCCAGCUCUGCAGAUGAUUCUCUUACUUUUGGGAAAUCUUAUUCUACUGAAAUUUUCUGGUCCACCGCAUGGAUGCUAGUUGGAGAUGUUUAUAUUGAGUUCAAGAAUUGCAGUUCAUGUUCCUUGGAAGAUUGCAUCUGCCUGAGUGACAGGGCAAGCAGUGGUAGUAGUGCAAGCACUAGUGGUCCUCCCAAUGCCAAAACUUGCUCAGAAGCUUGUGAAAGAAAACAAAGAAAGAUAUUGCAUGCUAAGGGCAGUCCUUACUCACUCUUGGGAGACCCUGAAGAUGACUCUGUUCAUCACCAAAUGCAUGGGAUAUUUAAGUACCUUCGGGGUCCUUUUUUUAAAAAUGAGGUAUAUAAUUAUUCAGAUGCCCUAAGCUGUUAUGGAGAAGCUAGAAAGGCAUUGGUUGGACUUCCAUCUGAUUCAGCAAAACUACAACUUUUGGUCAACAAGGAAAAGUGGGUUCGCGACGCACUAGAGGAAAUCAGGCUUAGCAGAGAAGCAUUGAGCCAAUCUAUUAAUUGGUUGUUACAGCAAAAUUUAUGAUGACACCAACAAUGCAUGACAAGCACGCAUUGUGGACAUCGUACUCGGAAACUUAUCUGUUAUCUCCAUAGUUUCUGUUUUUAAAACAUUUUUCGUUUUAGGUAGAAAGCUCAAACGGUUUUAUGGAUAGUUAAACAUUACUUGGUACGCUAUUCUGUAUUGAUUGCCUAUAUCAUUGAGAGGAAGAUUUUGACGAUGAAUGUAUAGCACUUUCAGAUAUUCAUUUUGAUUGUCAGAUUACA
Quercus lobata is the source of this 1568-nucleotide messenger RNA. RefSeq lists its product as uncharacterized. The coding region runs from base 43 to 1326 and encodes 427 amino acids. The transcript has 2 exons. Gene Ontology annotation, biological process: positive regulation of DNA-templated transcription. Lineage: Eukaryota; Viridiplantae; Streptophyta; Magnoliopsida; Fagales; Fagaceae. The record is from RefSeq and is a predicted model, not a curated record.